Oryza sativa Japonica Group (Japanese rice) is the source of this 4758-nucleotide messenger RNA. Lineage: Eukaryota; Viridiplantae; Streptophyta; Magnoliopsida; Poales; Poaceae. The record is from RefSeq and is a predicted model, not a curated record.
CAUCGCAUCCAACGACAGAACACGCACGCGGGAUCACUGCCAGAAAAAUCACGCACGCGAUCCGUCGCACGCCUUCCUUCGCACAUCGCCCCACAGCGCCCAGAUCGGCGCUCACCCUUCUCUCCCGCAGCCCUUCCAAAUCCGUGCUUCCCCCGUCCCGGGUCCGAUCCUUCUGCUUCCUCCCGAUCGAUUCCCCGCGAAGUGCAUCCGAUCUGCGUGGAUCUGAUACCCUCCCUCCUUACCCCCUCCUCUCCGGCCGCCGUCCCAUCCCGACAUGCGUACGUCAUCGUUUCUUGGAAAGGCCGACGUGGUGCUGCGCGGGUUCAGCGGCUACAACACGCGGUGGGCGCUGCGGGUGCUGGCGAGGGCGAUGGAGGGUGCCGCCGCCGUGGGGGCGGCAGACCCGGUGGCUGUCACGGUGUUCUUGGGCGCCAACGACACGUCGCUGCCGGAUUGGAAGCAGGUGCACCAGCACGUGCCGCUCGACGAGUACCAGAGCAACCUCCGCGCCAUCUGCGCCUACUUCAAGGAGCAAUGGCCCUCCACUAAAAUUAUAUUCAUCACGCCUCCACCAAUCUAUGAACCAUUGAGAAUCCGAUAAGGAUGGAAAGGAAUAACAACAAGAUGGUUUUAAUCGGUUUUAUGUUGCUAUAUGGCAUUCUUGUUGCAUUUCCCUGUUGAUGGCAUGACGGUGUAUUUGCCAUCCUCUGUUUAUUUCAUCCAUGGCAUUAAUUCCUGUUAAUUGUCAUGAACAGACGACAAUAAAGGGGUCAGCCAGGAAAUUGCUUGUGCUCUCUGUUCAUUGAAUUACUCCGAUAAAAAUUACUUUGCUCAAGAAUUUAAAACUGAGUUCAUAAUGCACCAGUACAGUACAGCGUAUGCAAUUUGACCACCAUGUUGUAUGUAUUUCUCAUGUAAAAGUAUGUGUAUUCUACAUUAUGGGAUUAUUUCAUAUUUGGUUUAUCGGGUAUAUAUCCAGUCACCACUUGGUGGCCCUUAGCUUGAUCUGAAGAUUCUUUUUUCAAGUUACAAAGUAAACAAUGUUUCUUUUUUUUUUUUUGUAAAGAGGAUUUGCGAACCUUACUGACUGUCCCUGUCUUUCCUUGCAGGGACAUGUAUGGAGAAGAUGACCCUUCAAAACUACCUGAAAGAACCAAUGAGGCUACUGGCACUUAUGCACAGGCAUGCCUGACAGUUGCUAAAGAAUUGAACCAUCCAGUCAUAGACAUCUGGACAAAGAUGCAGCAAUUUCCUGACUGGCAAACAUCUGCAUUAUGGUAUGGAUCUAUUUCAAGUGACCUUAUACCUAAACUUGAUGUAUGGAUGGGCUUAAUAACUGUUAAGGGCUGCCAUUUAUGCUACCAGUAGCCUACUUUGCAGAUUGUGCAAACAAUCUGAUCAAACAUAAUAGUUUUGUACUUCUGUUGAGAGUAGAAGUUCUAUAAAAAAUGUAGCUUCAUGGUUGACUGUUCUGCCUAAAGAUUCUUGCUGCUUACUAAGAUGGGGAAUCACCUUCCUGUUGUCACUCUUUCUGAAGACUCUAUAGUUAAGAUAUUUAACCGAACAAGACGAACUUGACACUCUCCAUAACAGUCAUUCAGUUUUCUUGCUUCUGAAUUGUGCUUAGAUCAAAAGAUUAUGUUGUAUUAAUGCCAUGAAGUUCCCUUUUCAAAUGAAUACUACACGUGGAACCUAAAGUAUGCUGAAUUUUUAUACAGGAGUAUAUGUUGCUGUUACACUUGAGAAGCAUAUGCUACCAUGUUUCCUACUAAACAGCAUAUAGUGCAGUUAUUUCUCAUAUUUUCACCUCCAAUUAUGGCAACAGGUUCAUGGCAUUGGCCAUUUAGUGCAUGGGUUUGGUAAAUCCCAAUGAAAAAUAGUGGUGUUUGAUCAUUCCCUUGGUUCCUUUUGUAUAGCUUUGGUUAAGCUUCUGAGUGAGGUGCACUACAAUUCCUUGUAUGCUACUGAAGGUGAGUGCUUAUUUCUGUGAUAUGGGAGGAAAGUAAGGUUUCCUACAAUUCCUCGGUUUUUUUCUAUACCAUGAUUUCUUGUAUAGCUACUCAACUUCUUGGAACCUACUCAUAUUUACAACUGUGUUCAAUAUGGGAGUCUUUUCUUGCAUACAAAUUCUUAUAAAGAUUUAUGUAGUGCUCAAUUUUUCACUUCAUCUAUGUUUGUGAGAAGAGAUAGUUUUGAGAAACGAUCAUUACAAGUUAAAAUGUUUCCAGCUACAACCAAUACACAGAUUUCAGUUCACUGCUCAAUUUGACAUCAAAUUUCUUGGCUGGAAUUGCCGCCGAAUCAAGUAAAGCCUUAUAUAUAUAUCAUAAUUGAAUAGUUUAUAGGAAUAUGGGUCAAAAUUAUAUUAUUAUUGAUUUGUUUCCCUAUUUGCCACUGUACCACCCAUGCAUGAUUAAGUACUUGUCUAAUCAAUCAAUUUACAGUGAAAAUUAUGUGUAGCAUUUAUGUAAUAAUCGAGUCCAUAUACUUGUGAGAUAGAUCGUCAUUUUCUGAAUAAAAUUGAUGACCGAGUGUACAGAACAUGCCUCAUUAUAUGUAGAGGCAAUGGACUUGAUUGUCAUUCAUCCAAAUUAGAAAUGGUGCAUUUUUACUCUUGGGUUUGAUCAUAUAUUUCCUGUAUUAAGAUUUGGUGCUGGCUUUAUUUGGAGUAUAAAUGAUGCAUAUCCCCCAAUAUAGUUUUGAACCAGCAAUAUUGCUUGAAUCUGGAAAUAUUUCUAUUUAUUACUUGUUAUGUGCCAUAAGCAAGAUGAGAUCAAUUGUUCAUAUUUCCUCUUUACAGUAGGGGCCUGGAGGCGAAACCGACGGUGUGGAGGUGAUCGUGUCCCAGCGAUUGUGUGGGAAUGCACAAUGAAUAGGCCUAUCUUCUCUGUACACGUCACCGUCUAUAACACAGACAUACCCUACAGUGCACAGAGUCAUCUGAUCCUAAAGAUGCCGGCCUACAUCGUGCUCUCCAUCCUCCGAGCCCCCUCCCCUACAAACAAGGUUAAGUCAAUUUCUCUUUUUUUUCACAUAUAUUCUGAGAUUCAACCUGGACAAAACUCAUCUCAUUGUGACGUAGUACAUUGUAUUAGUUCAGUUUUGGUUUGUUUUGAUUCAUAGCAAAUGCAUUAUGCAUGCUUGCUGGGCUUUGCAAAUCAUAAUCGUAAACAGCAAAAUCAUGUAUUAAGUAAAAAAAACAGCAAAAUCAUGUAUGAACUGUUGUCUUUUCUUCUAUUGUUACAAAAAAAACCCUAAGAUGGAGCACAAAUAUUACGCUUGUAGGUAACCCUAAGAUGGAGCACCAAUAUUACGUCUGAUCCUAAGAUGAAGUUGUAGCCGCAUUCAACUGAUUAUAUGUGAGAAAUUUAUAUUAUGUGCUUCAAGUUGGAGAAUGUAUUCACCUGGCUAUACCAUUUUUGGUCAUGUUUUUUAUAAAAUUGAACUAUGAGUGUGCAGACGAUGGAACUCGUUUACAGUGGCAUAUAUGUUAGUUUGAACUAGCUUCUUUUUGUGCCAUGAAAUUGUGAACAAUGGACUUUCGGAACCAUGCCAUUUAUUUCUAUGCGAUAAGACAGUGAACAAUGUUACUAGGCUCGGGAUGCUGGUUUGAUACUAAUUACUACUCCCUCCGUUCAAUAGUCUGGAUGGGAUCAAUUUCCAAUUCCUGUUUAAAAAAAAUAAGGGACAAGUUUAAUUUUUGUGUAAUGAAAAUUACUGUAUGGAGUUGAUCCGAUAUGACAUGGCUGUAUUUUGUUAUUAGGUUUAAAAUCGAUUUGGCAAAACUAGAUCUCCUGUUCAAAACUUGAACAAGCAUAAUUGGGCACCAUGGCAUCACCUCCAUGUCAACCCUGACCCUUUUGUACCUAUUUUUCCCCAUUGCUUUCUAGGAUCAACAAUUCAAUGCUACUAAAUCUCAAGGCCUAACCUUUCUAUUUGUAUGUGCCAGUCAAUCCAAUGAAGGAAUAUUUUUUUUUAUUAUCGAUGACCAGGUCUGGUUCUGCCUUUUGGGAAAAAUAUACUACUCAUGUGCAUAUUACCAGGUCUCAUUUUGUGAAACAUUAAAACCAUCUCAUUAUGCUAAUUCUGGUUAGGUACUACUUUUAGUACAGGGAGCUCCUUUCUCUUCUUGAUUUAUCUUCGAUUGGACGAAAAUGUUAGAAGAAUGUCAAUUUUCAAUUUUUAAUUACAUACUAAUUUAUCUAGGCAUCAUAUAUUCUCAUUAUGCUACUUUUGGUUAGGUAGUACUUUUGGUACAGGGAGCUCCUUUCUCUUCUUGAUUUAUCCUCAAUUGGACCAAAAUGUUAGAAGAAAUGUCAAUUUUCAUUUUUUAAGUACAAGCUAAUUUAUCUAGGCAUCAUAUAUUUCUUUUAUGAUGAAAUGGUGCAUUCUUUGUUUGCGAUUUGAUUUCUCGAUAUGUUUAAGAUUGAAGUAUUUCCUUGUUGAUUCCUUACUCACAGCUGAACAGAAAAGACUCCGAGAUGCUAUAUUGAGAGCGGCUUGUCUAUAUGAUGGAAGGAAUCACUAUAUAUGUGAUGACGGACUUCCAAAUAUGCAUUACAUGUUUCUAUUGUUGACCCAUGACUGGCUUGUACAAUUAGUUCAGCUGAAGUUGUAAUUCACUCCAUAUGUGUCUAUAAUCAUUUUCUGUGUAAUCUAUAAGUAUUACUAUGCCACUUGUAAGAAAAAAAAGUGAUGUGACUGAAAAAAAUAAAACCACUGCUUAAUUCAGCUAUAAAGACAAAUAGAAUUGCACUG